Messenger RNA from Oryzias latipes (Japanese medaka), 1724 nucleotides. RefSeq names its product outer dynein arm docking complex subunit 3 (gene odad3). The record is from RefSeq and is a predicted model, not a curated record. Gene Ontology annotation, biological process: cilium movement; outer dynein arm assembly. NCBI's taxonomy places the organism in Eukaryota, Metazoa, Chordata, Actinopteri, Beloniformes, Adrianichthyidae. Gene Ontology annotation, cellular component: cilium; ciliary tip; ciliary rootlet.
GGUGGUUGCUAGGCAACGUCUGUACUAAACGGCACGCUUCGGAGGAGAGUGGGUAGCAAACAUGGAGCAAAAAAUGCGUCUCUCUGCCAGAAACACUGGACCGUCUCUAAACGACCGAACCGGACUGUUUCAUCAGAACAUCCAGGACAGAGGAAGCAUCAGGGACCAAAACUCUGAGGCCACCAUCAAGAAGAGCCCUGAGACCACCUGCCAGCAGAGAGAGGAGAGCAGGAGACGGAGCAGAAAACUGACGGCAGCUCAGACUGAAGGGGACCCUAUGAGAAGUAUGGCGCUCACGGAUAAGGAGACCUGCAUCAGGAUGCAAGGAAAGGCAACCCAUGCAACAUUACAGCAGCAGGUUUUUUCCAAGACAAAGCGCCUCAAUUCCCUGAAGCACACUACGAAAACUCUCCAGCAGCGCCUCGACGAGCUGAAGACGGAACACGAGAGGCUGAAGCAGCAGCGCAGCAGUGAAGCAGAGGAGGAUGCCGUGACACUGCGUAGACUGGAGAACAGUCUGGAGACUCCACGCCUCAAGUUGAGGUUGGCCCAGAGCAUCAUGGCUUCAACCCAGAAACUGAUAAAUCACUUUCAGGACCAGAGCCUGACUCAUGAGGGCCAGCUGGAUGCGCUUGAAACUGAGAUCCUGAAGGAAAGAGGGAAGCUUCAGAAGCUGCAGAUCAGGAAACGCAACGCUCAGCUUCUCAAAGACGGCUGUCAGGCUGAACAACAGCAGCAGGAGCAGGAGGACCAACUUCUUCUCAAAGACCUCAAGGAGACAGAGCAGAGAUUAGAAAAUUACAUCAAGAAGCUUGAAGACGUUAAUGGAAAAGCUGAAAAAACUGAGAAAAAACUGCAGCCAGAUGAGAUGAGCAUUGAGGCCCAGGACAGCAGCAGCAGCAGCCUGGCAGACGAGGAGAAGACGGUCGCCUCGGCCUAUGAGGAGGCCUUCAGGCUCAUCAAGGACUGCACGGGAAUCACAGACGUAGAGGAUUUAGUGGAGUGCUUCGUCUCACAGAGGGACACUCUGAACACUUUGGAGAGUUUGAUGAUGAAGGAGAAGAAGGAGGAGCUGGAGCUGGCGGAGCAGCUGACACUUCUGGAGAAAGAGCUGGAGGAGGUGAAACACCAGGGGGCAGCUCUACUGUUCAGUGAGGAAGAGCACCAGGAGGAGCGCAGGCGUCAGCUGGAGGCUCUGCAGCAGAGGUGCGAUGUUACCAAAAGGCGCCUGGACUCGCUGGAGAUAACCCUCAGUACUGCGAGGAACGGCGUGGAGUGUCUGGCGCAGAAAUUGCAGCACAUUGAGCUGAGUGAGCAGACCGCCAAUGAAGUUCCUCCAGAUUCACCAGAGUUCAUCCUGGAGCUUCUGACCACGUGUACACGGAAACUGCAGCUGUUAUACGAGCAGCUGGAGGGCAAAGACCUGGAUGCCAUCAUGAAGGAGAUGAAGAAAGACAAGAAUUUCCAGGACUUCCUGGAGAGGAACCUGUCUGAGAGCAACGUCAGAAUCCAGCGGCCUGGUAGACAAACUCCAGAGCAGACCAAGGAUGGAGACGUUCGCGGCGUGGACGAGGACACCAUCGCCUCCCGGGAAACUUUGAAGAAGAAGUCUCAGCUGAUCGCUGAGUCCAACGCCAAGAAGAACCCAUGGAAGAAGAAGACGACCAGGAUGUGAAAAGAACCGUCUGCUUCAGUGUUUGACGAUAAAUCUUUUGAAGAAUGAA